Antrostomus carolinensis (chuck-will's-widow) is the source of this 862-nucleotide messenger RNA. RefSeq names its product FERM domain containing 3 (gene FRMD3). The annotation marks the transcript as partial. The transcript has 4 exons. Lineage: Eukaryota; Metazoa; Chordata; Aves; Caprimulgiformes; Caprimulgidae. The record is from RefSeq and is a predicted model, not a curated record.
GUAUGCAAAAUCCAGUCAGAUCAAGACCAUGUCCAGCAGCAAGAUAUUUUUUAAGGGCAGUAGAUUUCGAUAUAGUGGAAAAGUAGCCAAAGAAGUUGUGGAGGCAAGCUCUAAAAUCCAGAGGGAACCUCCUGAAGUUCACAGAAACAGCAUUACCCAGAGUCGCAGCUCUCCCUCAUUGAACAAGCAACUCAUAAUCAACAUGGAACCUCUGCAGCCCCUCCUUCCUUCUCCCUGCGAGGAGGAAGAGGUUCCUUUAGAUGAAGGUAUCCAGCUGCCAAAGGAAGAUGAGAUUUCAGUACCCAUGACUUCAAGCUCCCCAGUUAAGGACACUGGGGACAAUGUUGAUCUUGCCAUUGAACAGGAAGAGAAGAUCAAAGAGGAACCUUUAACCAUCUCAGAACUGGUAUACAAUCCUAGUGCCAGCUUGCUGCCUUCCCCUGUUGAUGAUGAGAUCGACAUGCUCUUUGAUACCUGUCCAAGAGUAGAGAAUGAGAAAGAUGAUACAGAUUCAUUUGAGGAACUGGAAGCGGAUGAAAAUGCAUUUUUGAUUGCAGAGGAGGAAGAACUGAAAGAAGCUCGGAAAGCACUUCGGUGGAGCUACGACUUUCUAAUGGGAAACAUAGAGGUGAAUGCCUUUGUGAAGAGUUUCUCCAGACUUCUCCUUGUAGGCCUUGGACUGUUGUUGUUUGUGUUCCCUCUUCUCCUUGUUCUGUUGGAGUCAGGCCUUCAGAUCUCUUUUCUCCAUGAAAUCCGACAGACUCCGGAGUUUCAGCAGUUUCAUAUCGAGUAUUACUGCCCCCUUAGGCAGUGGGUAGCUUGCAAAAUAAACUUCAUUCGUGACAUCCUGGGCAGCUCUUAA